AUGCGGGCAAAAGUACAGAACGUGCUACAAUGUUGGCUCUAUGAUGCCUUUUACCAGCAUAUUCCAGCCGACAGCCUAAAACUAAGAAACUUGUCGAAGAAGUUCGCAAAACUAUACGACCAGAAACGCUCAAAAGCACAAAGGAAAUACCGCGUCCCACCCACGCCAAGUGAUCCGGCUGUGAAGAAGCUCUUUCCACACUGGAGCCUUUGGCAUCGUGACGGUCCUCCACCAGCUACUUCAGCAAUCCAAAACGCUCCGAAACCGCAAGCUGUCACAGUUCCCCAAAUUCAAGCGACACAAUCGACCGUCCAGUCAGAAAUCCUUCGACCUGCUCAGGGGCCAUCUCAAAUUCAAGGGCUAGAAGCAUUUACUAUGGACGCAGCUACCGCUUAUCAUACGAGGGCCAUCGAAAUCGACUCUAAGAUUACCGGCCAGCCAUCAACACGGCCUGAAAUCCAGAUCGAAGGAGGCUGGAAGAUGUCAACGAAAAAAUUGAUUAAUACCUCGACGCAGCUGUUUGACAGGCCUCCAGACAGUGACGCGAAUGACCAUACCCCCGCUGAACCUAUUAUAUCUCCUGCCCCGCUCUUCACGUCGGAUACUAUCCGCGUUGAUCCCAGCAUUGAUGAUGCGCCAGCAAGCAGCCUCCAGUUCGCUACAUUCGCCAAGCUUCAAAGCGAAAGUCUGAAGUUGAACUUUCGAUCUGAUGAGGAACUUGACGACGAUAUAGUCUUUCUCAACACCAACACACCAUUUACCACCUUCAUCUGCGGGUUGCAAGGGUCCGGGAAAUCUCAUUCUCUGUCUGUCAUCAUGGAGAACUGUGUUAUCCAAAACCCAGCCGUCGGGAUACUUCACCGUCCCCUAGCUGGAGUGGUUUUCUACUUCUCCCCAUUCACACCUCUCGAUGUUGGAAAACCCUGCGAGAUAGCGUAUCUAGCUGUACCCUCUUUUAGUCCAACUACUUCGGCCCCACCUCAACAGAACUGUACAAGAAAAGUAACAAUAUUAAUAUCCCGCUCUAAUCUUUCCAACAUGCAACAGGUCUAUAGAAAGAUUCCUAGCGUCACAGUGUACCCACUUCUUUUGAAGGCCAGUCAACUCACCACCAAAACCAUGCUGUACCCCAUGUCUAUUCAAGAAGAUAAUACGGCUCUUUAUUUGCAAAUAAUCACCCGCAUUUUGAAAAAUAUGGCAGCAAAUAACAGCUUCAAUUAUGAAAAAUUCAAGGCCCAGCUUGCUCUUGAAUCUUUCACUUCAGCUCAAUAG
Messenger RNA from Orbilia oligospora ATCC 24927, 1272 nucleotides. RefSeq lists its product as uncharacterized. Bases 1 to 1272 code for a protein of 423 amino acids. The transcript has 4 exons. The record is from RefSeq and is a predicted model, not a curated record. NCBI's taxonomy places the organism in Eukaryota, Fungi, Ascomycota, Orbiliomycetes, Orbiliales, Orbiliaceae.